AUGAAGAACAAUCUCAAAACUCGUGCUGUAUCACCUAAAUCCUUCCCUUUAGAUCCCCGCUAUGAACAAACACGCACCCCUAUCCGAAGUCUGCGGCCUGGCGAGCGCAGUACUGAACACCCUUCGCGCGAUUCCAGUCUCCUUCUGAGCCUUCCCGAUGAAAUUCUUUGGCUUAUCGUGGAACUUAUCGCAGAAGAGAACCAAGGCCGGUCCUUAUCCCAGUUCGCGCUGGUGAAUCGGCAAAGCUGGCAGCUUGCUCGGCCGUACCAGUUUGCUGACGUCUGGAUCACUCGCAGCGAGCUAUCAUCCGACUUCCUGCGCCACCUGGAGACCGAGGUUGACAGAGGAAAGGAAUCAUUUAUUGGAAGUUGCAUCCGAUCUUUGACUAUCACCGUCGAUGAAGACUUCGAAGACGACUUUGCAUUUGGAAUUCCAGCCCAAGACGGCUCCUUCGUGGAAGACUGGACGGAUGAAUGGCAGAUGUUUAUCGAAAGAAUCGGUAUCGUCGUCAGAACGUCCCUGCCGAACCUUCUUCAGGUGUAUUGGAUGGACAUAGGUGAUCUGGACCCUCAAAAACAUCUUCUCCCUGCAAUAAUUGAGCGUGCUACACCGCCUGGCCGCUUGGAAACGCUUUAUUUGGAGGAUUGGGGAUUCGCCUUCAACGAUUUAGAAGAGGUCCACUCUGUCUUGCAGCCCUUCAACCGCAACCAGCCAUAUUGCCUUCGCGAUUUGGCUUUUGGAUUCAGUCGAUUCCCGCCGGGCUAUAGUGAUCCGGACGGUGCGACGAUGCUUCUCUACGAGACUCUUUUGCGUCGGUCUGCAUCCACUCUCGAGUCUUUUGUCUGGAGCUCGCAGGUUCCUGGUGCUCCCAUUACGGAAGACGUGUACGGAGGCCCGACCAUGGUCAUGUUUCGCAACGGCUUCAUUCCCUUUGAGAGACUCAAUAAGUUCUGGGCUUUCAUCACAGAUGAAAUCCAGUUGACCGUCAUAGAGUCUUUCUUGGCCGCGCCUUUGAAAAGCUUCGCGCCUUCGAGACAGAUUUGCUCCUUGAUUUUAUCAAGCAGUCUGCCCGAAAAGUACCCUUUACCUCACCUUCGCACAUACGCGGUAACCGGCGUGGCAAGUGAAAUCAUGUUCAAGGACAAAGUAGAUUACAUCGACCAAGUCAUGAAACUGGGGCGCCGGUAUGGUCCGCAGCUCGACGAACUCUUCGUGUACCUUCGAAAAGAGCCCCUUUUUGGCGAACCAGACCUGGAUGUGUUUCUACCUCACUUCGCAAGCGGGAGCUUCUCUAAUUUACGCUCAUUGUGCUUCUCCUGGGACACGGAUGACGACCUAAAGAUGCUGCAGGCUGUUGGUUCGAAUCUAUCAGCGUUGGAGGAGCUGUCCUUUGGUUUUGGACCCAAGUCCGAUGAGACUGCAUCAUUUACACCUUUCUGCCCGGAUUUCGAGCUGUACGUUCGUAGCCCACCACGUCACGUUGACAUCAUUGCCGCUAUUCGGCCUCUUCAAAACAUGGAGAGGCUGAGCGUAUUUGGCGACGAAUAUGUUGCGGAUUGGGCGAGUGACGACUGGGCGUGGCACCGUUUCUUCAAAGAUCACGUCUGGUUUUAUCAGGGGCGCAGCUUUGUCAAACGAAAGAGUGGGAAAUUCCCCGGAGAAGGCCAGUCCUGGUCCGAGGCAGAACGCGGCCACAAAAGACCUGGAGAUGAAGUGGAGGAUUGGCUGACGCCUUGGAUCACUCGGACUGAGACUCUUGAGGACGCACGCCAUGCUGUCGCUGAUUUGGCGGUGGAAUAUGCAGAGGCUUUACCCAAACUGAAGGAGUUUAUGAGCGGAAGGGUCUUGGUUGACAUCACAGUCAGAUGA
This is a messenger RNA of Emericellopsis cladophorae, 1869 nucleotides long. RefSeq lists its product as uncharacterized. NCBI's taxonomy places the organism in Eukaryota, Fungi, Ascomycota, Sordariomycetes, Hypocreales, Bionectriaceae. The record is from RefSeq and is a predicted model, not a curated record. Bases 1 to 1869 code for a protein of 622 amino acids. The transcript has a single exon.